UCAGUUUCUGUUGUCGCCAUUACAAUCUUCGUUCUUUCUUCUACUUCACGGUUUUUACUCCAAACCGCAAACCACAGAUUUGAGCCCUAAAUUUCCUCAAACUUCUCUUGUUCAUAUGCAACUUUUGAUUCAAUUACACCUUAAACUCUCCAAAAUCUAGUAGAAAUAUUUUUUUUUUUUUUUUGUAGAAAUUUAUUUUGGGGGAAUCGGAACCAUAGUUUCAAGUUUCAGCAGCUGAAGAACCUAUCGGUUUCGAUUCACCCUGUCUUCUUGAGGAAUUUAGGGUUGAUAUGUCUGUUCUAUUGGAAGACAUAAUUCGGUCAGUGGAGAUGUGGUUGAGGAUAAAGAAGCAACCACAGCCUUACGUAAAUCCUGAUCUUGAUCCUGUUUUGCUGGUACCUGGUAUUGCUGGUUCGAUUCUGAAUGCCGUUGAUGAUAAUGGGAAAGAAGAACGUGUCUGGGUUCGACUUCUUGGUGCUGAUUACACGUUUCGGACGAAGUUAUGGUCCCGUUUUAAUCCUUCUACUGGUCAAACAGUGUCAUUGGAUCCAAAAACAAGAAUUGUGGUGCCUGAAGGCAGAUACGGAUUGGAUGCAAUCGAUGUCUUGGACCCUGACAUGGUCAUUGGACGUGAUUGUUUAUGUUAUUACCAUGACAUGAUAGGAGAAAUGAUCAAGUGGGGUUUUCAGGAAGGAAAAACUCUUUUUGGGUUUGGUUAUGAUUUCCGCCAGAGCAAUAGGUUUCAGGGAACCAUGGAACGCUUUGCUGCUAAACUAGAGUCGGCGUACACCGCUUCGGGAGGGAAAAAACUUAACAUUAUAACUCAUUCCAUGGGGGGUUUAUUAGUGAAAUGUUUCAUGUGCCUGCAUGGUGAUGCUUUUGAGAAGUAUGUGAAGAAUUGGAUUGCGAUUGCUGCACCAUUCCAGGGUGCACCUGGUUAUGUCACAUCCACCCUCUUGAAUGGGAUGUCAUUUGUUGAAGGGUGGGAAGAGAAUUUUUUCAUAUCAAAAUGGAGCAUGCACCAGCUGCUGAUUGAAUGUCCCUCAAUGUAUGAAUUGAUGGGUUGCCCAAAUUUCAAUUGGAAAAACGUUCCACUAUUAGAAAUAGUGAGAGAAAAGCAUGAUGAAGAUGGAAAAUCAACUAUUAUGCGUGAAACAUCUGAACCUACAGAAGCUCUAUCGAUAUUGAAGGAAGCUCUUUCAAGUAACACGGUUCAUUAUGAUGGAGUGGAUAUUCCUCUGCCAUUCAACGUCGAGAUCUUGAAAUGGGCUAAUGAGACUCUAAAUAUGCUCUCAUGUGCCAAGGUUCCCCAAGGAAUUAAGUUCUACAAUAUAUAUGGUACUGGUUAUGAUACACCUCACAGUGUUAGCUACGGGAGUGAGGAAAAACCUGUUAGGGACCUUCAACAACUACCAUUUUUCAAGGCUAAAUACGUAUGUGUUGAUGGUGAUGGAACAGUUCCUGUGGAGUCUUCUAAGGCAGAUGGACUUGAUGCAGAGGCAAGGGUUGGAGUCCCUGGUGAUCACCGGGGGAUAGUCUAUGAUCGCCAUGUCUUUCGGAUACUUAAGCAUUGGCUAAAGGCAGGUGAACCAGACCCAUUCUACAACCCAAUAAACGACUAUGUGAUCUUACCGACAGCCUUCGAAAUGGAAGAGCACAGAGAGGAAGGCUUGCAGCUAGCUUCAGUCAGAGAAGAGUGGGACAUCAUUUCAGAAGACCAGGUUGUCCAAGGGGAUUCGGUCAAUAAGAAGCCUAUGGUGGGCUCAAUAUCUGUUUCUCAGGUGGGAAAGGAUCAAUCUUCACGUGCGGAGGCCCAAGUUACCGUUCACCCACAAAGCGAGGGAAAACGGCAUGUUGAACUUAGAGCCGUAAGUGUGUCUGUGGGUAGCUAAGAUUACGCCGAUGGGAAUAUGGCAGCAAACCCUGGAAACGGGAACUCUGCUUCUACAAGAUUAUCUAAAAGUUGGGUGUACAGAUGGAAGUAGUUUCUCGUGUAUUGUAUCUCUCGUGUCAUCAGGAGCGAUGUUCAAAUUGUGUGUUAAACUGCUACUCAUUCCCUAAAGGCAAUGCUUCAUAUUCAUUACCUGUUGGAGUGUUGCAUGUAGUUGUACAGAAGACUUAUAUCAGGUAUAUAUUGUAGGAUCAUUGACGACCAAUAAGUUUAAACUGGUGUGUUUUAAUGUGUAGAAUAUUGUGGUGUUCUGUCCUUCAAAUACAAGACUGCAUUAACCA
Molecule: messenger RNA, 2232 nt
Organism: Macadamia integrifolia
Lineage: Eukaryota; Viridiplantae; Streptophyta; Magnoliopsida; Proteales; Proteaceae
Product: lecithin-cholesterol acyltransferase-like 4
Exons: 11
Coding region: 291-1892 (533 amino acids)
Biological process (GO): lipid metabolic process
Molecular function (GO): glycerophospholipase activity
Source: RefSeq, a predicted model, not a curated record